CCUCUUAAGCUGAAGGACCUUCUUGGACACACGGGCAUCAUGGUGAAAAUGAAUGGGUCCGAAUCAUGUCUAUGUUGACACACAUCCUCUCGUAACGUGACCAUGUUUUAAUCAACCGACGAAGCAACAGUUCGGGGAUGGAGAGCGACGUUCUGGACUCCCUGGAGCAGCUGGGCUAUGACGGACCUCUGCUGGAGGAGAAGGCGCUGCUAGGAGCGGCAGAGGGAGGCCUUUCGUCCCCGGAGUAUGUGGAGCUGUGUCGGUGGUUGGCGUCCGGACUGAAGCCCCUCUGUGGUUUGGAGGAGAGCCUGACGUCUGGAGCAGGCGACAUGGAGAGCCUUCAGGUAGAGCUGAGCGGUUUGCUGAAAGAGCUGCACUGUCCCUUUGAAGGAUCUGUUUCAGGGAUCCUGCGGAGCGGCACACGGACCACAAGAGACCACCUAAAGUUUGUCUUGUUUUUGAGCUCCGAGCUCCAGGCGGCUCAGAUCGUGAGCGGCGGAAGAGACUCCGAGAAGCGCCGGGACGAGAGUCCGGUUCAGCGGGAGCUUUCGGCGAUCUGCGAGACGCUGAUGCUGCCGGAGCCUGAAGGAAGAGAGGCAGCAGAGGUUCUUUCUCAAGUAAAAAACAAGGUGGAACAUUUGCUUCAAGAACUUCCUAACGGCUUCGUUGGCUCUCCGGUGUUCCAGAAGUCUCUGAGCAGUGAGCAGUGGGAGAAGCUGCACGGCAUCAACACGGCUCUGUCAUCGGAGUACGAGUGUCGCCGCAGGAUGCUGAUCAAGCGGCUGGACGUCACCGUUCAGUCGUUCGGCUGGUCAGACAGAGCCAAGGUGAAGGUGGACAGCAUGGCCAGAGCCUACCAGCCCAAGCGUCACUCUCUGAAGCCUCGGCCCUCGGUGGGCGCGGCCGAGCUGCUGGCGGCCAGGGAGGACAUCUGCAACGUGGUGAAGACCAGCAGCGGCUCCAGCCGGGCGAACACCGCCUGCGCCGUCAACAAGGUUUUGAUGGGAAGAGUGCCGGACCGAGGAGGACGUCCCUCCGAGAUAGACGCCCCGCCGCCUGAGAUGCCCCCCUGGCAGAAGAGGCAAGAUGGAGGCGGAGGAUGGGGAGGGCGUGGCGGUGGCGGAGGACGGGGAGGCGGCGGCAGGAGUCAAGGAGGAAGAGGAGGAGGAUGGGGAGGUGGCGGAGGAUGGAAGGGAGGAGGAUGGAACCAAGGAGGACACAACAGACAUGGAGACUAUGGAGGACACGGAGGGAAGAGAGGACGAUACCAGUAUUAGCAUCUGCAGUGUUUUGAGUUUUGGUCCAAAUGUAGCUCUCUACACACCCCAUCAUCUAACAUGAACUCAACUCAGUUUUUAUCUGGUGGAGCAAAACACUCAUCUGAUACCAGCCAAUGGGAAACCUUCCCUCCUUAUUAUUAUUUUUUUAUCAUCAGACUUUAGUAUUUUGUUUUGUUUUAUAUGUUUUAUGGACAAAUCGGCUGUUAUUACUAGGGAUGCACUGAUUGGUCGGCCCUGAUUUCCUAAUUUUACGUGAUCGGUCGACACUUACAUGUGAAACCGAUCGAAUCCAUCAAUCUUAUCUACCUCCACAUCUGCAGUAGGAGGCCUGAAUUAAACUAUGAAAUUAGUUUAUACCUAAUGUAAUAGUUUAGACAGCAAAGCUCUAAACUUCUCAUUUAUUUGAGAACACUACCUCAUUUUUAUGUUGUUUUCCAAUGACAUAAGGUUAAAGAUGUGUUUCAACCUUAAAACACCUGACGGUGACACUUGUCGAGAAAAUCAGCAUCUGCCAGAACUGGAUUCAGCAAGUCAGGCUUUUUAGAGAUCAAUGAUCAGCCAGAAAACUGCAAUCAGUGCAUCUCUAGUCAUUACGCGAUCGCAGGUAACAGGCGGAUUAAAUUCAACUGAUGUAAUGUAGAUCCAAUUGGGAGCUACGGGUCGACAAACAAGACUUGUUCUUUAGCAACACAGUCCUGGGAAACUCAUCGUGUAAUACUUUGAAAUGCUAACUGUCUUUUACUUUUGACUAAAAUAAAUAUUUUAACACCUGAAGUAUUAGAGCGGGUGGACGAGAGGAUGACUGAUCAAAUCUGUAGUGCUGGUUAAAAGUUCCACCUGUUAUUGCUCUAAAUGUAAUAUCGGUUUUGGAUUUUUAAAUUUUAUUUUUUUAAUUGUUCUUUAUUUGUAUUUACACACCAACUUCUAAUAAUUGUGUGCUCAGGUUUGAAUUUAUGGUGGACAUCAUUGAAUCUACAUUUGCCCUCUAACAUUUGGCUGAGUGGAACUCAUUAAACUCCAGUUCUGCGUUUUGACAAGCGUCUGCCGUGA
This is a messenger RNA of Poeciliopsis prolifica (blackstripe livebearer), 2330 nucleotides long. It is a transcript of the gene tslig3b, whose product is annotated as family with sequence similarity 98 member B. Bases 138 to 1277 code for a protein of 379 amino acids. Gene Ontology annotation, cellular component: tRNA-splicing ligase complex. NCBI's taxonomy places the organism in Eukaryota, Metazoa, Chordata, Actinopteri, Cyprinodontiformes, Poeciliidae. The record is from RefSeq and is a predicted model, not a curated record. The transcript is spliced from 8 exons.